AUCAUUUGUUUAUUGUUAGCAUUGGCUGCCGUCAGCACCUUUGCUCAACUCUCCACCCUCGACAGACCAGUCCACGAUCACACCUUGAUCCAAAAGAUCAAUGCUGACUCUAGCAUUGGUUGGACCGCCGCCGCCUAUCCGCAAUUCGCUGGAAUGACCUUGCGCGACGCUCGUAAAUUGUUGGGUACCGUCUUGGUUCAUCCAAUCAACAAUUUGCCAAAGAAGACAAUGCCAGCUAAUUUGAAGGCUGCUUCCUCAUUCGAUGCUAGAACCAAGUGGGGCAAGUGUGUUCAUCCAAUUAGAGAUCAACAACAAUGUGGAUCAUGUUGGGCUUUCUCUGCUUCUGAAGUCUUGUCUGAUAGAUUCUGUAUUGCUUCAAAUGGUUCAGUUGAUGUUGUCUUGUCACCAGAAUACAUGUUGCAAUGUGACUCUACUGAUUAUGGUUGUGAUGGUGGUUAUUUGAACAAUGCUUGGGCUUUCCUUGCUGGUACUGGUAUUCCAUCUGAUAAGUGUGAUCCAUACACUUCUGGUAAUGGUGAUGUUGGUUCUUGCCCAACUUCUUGUACUGAUGGUUCUGCUAUCAAGCUCUACAAGGCCAAGUCUUCCUCUGUUGCUCAAUUGAGUUCUAUUGAUGAUAUUCAAAAGGAUAUCCAAGCAAAUGGCCCAGUUCAAGCUGCUUUCUCUGUUUACCAAGAUUUCUUUUCGUAUAAGUCAGGUGUCUAUAGACAUGUUUCUGGAUCUUUGGCAGGUGGACAUGCCAUCAAAAUUGUUGGUUGGGGUGUUACCUCUGAUGGUAAGGAUACUCCAUACUGGAUUGUUGCCAACUCAUGGAAUACCAACUGGGGUCAAGAAGGUUUCUUCUGGAUC
Naegleria gruberi is the source of this 867-nucleotide messenger RNA. RefSeq lists its product as uncharacterized. The transcript has 2 exons. The annotation marks the transcript as partial. Gene Ontology annotation, cellular component: lysosome. Gene Ontology annotation, molecular function: cysteine-type endopeptidase activity. The record is from RefSeq and is a predicted model, not a curated record. NCBI's taxonomy places the organism in Eukaryota, Heterolobosea, Eutetramitea, Acrasida, Naegleriidae.